AUGGCGUCUUGCUUGGUGCCGGACUUCCCCGCCGUCAUGGUUGCCCUCGAACACUUAAAGGAGCUGGACAACGUGCUGAAAGAGGAGGGAGUCCCAUUCGCACCUGAGGCCAGCCUCCAUUUGGCAGAGCUGAAGGCUGCUGUCACCGACUUGGAGUCAGACCGACGUGCUGCCCACGAACAUUUAGAAGUGGAAACCAUAGAAAACAGCAAGCUACGACUCCAAAUAAACAACGUACGUGAUCAAGUGAGCCAGGAAAUCAAGGCGGACGUGGCAGCAACCCGAGCAUCCAAUGCUGAGGAGAUGGAGCUGCUGCACAAGGAGCUCAACUCAGUGUCUCGGCUGCGAGAAGCUACUGAGAAGAGGCAGGGAGUCCUCCUGAGCCAAAAUGAAGCCUUGAACCCUCACAAAGAACGAGAGAAGGCCCAGCAUGAAGAGGUCGUCGCUGUUUUGAAUGAUCAAAUCUCCCUAAAGUACAGCUUGCAAAUGCAACUCGACCAGACACUGGGGCGGAUAGAGGAGCUGAAGAUCUGCAUCGCUGCUGUCAAACAGGACAAAAUAUCACUGGAGCAAAACAUGGUGCUGGAGAGAGAAGCCUUCGAUGUGAAAAAACGCAGCCUGUCCGGUGACGAGAAUCAGAUGGACGAGAAAAUCAAGCAGCAGGAACAAGUGAUCAGGAGAAGCAGAAGAGAGCUGGGGAGAGUAACCGAAGAGAAACAAGAGAGCCGUGGCCGUCUGGAAGAGCUUGUGACUGAUUCAGCCAAGAUAGAGGGCAACCUACAAAGACUGACAGAGUCUCUGUGCCAGUUUGAGAAACAGCUGGUCGAUGAGACUCAAAGGCGUCAAGACCUGAGGCGACUGAGAGAAACUCUGAAGAAGGAGUUGUGUGACUCAGGAGAAGCAUUCAGCCUUGCCGUUCAGAAUCUAAGGGAGAGAAUCACUGCACUGGAGAGCAAAAUAGAGGAGGGUCAGUCAUCAAAGUUUCUCUGUCAGGACCAACUGGCCCAUAUCCAUGAGACAUUCAAGCAGCAGCAUGAUGAAGAGAGCAACGUGCGGGCAGAGCACUCCUGUGCAUCACAGCAGCUGGAGCGGUCCGGGCUACAGCUGGAGGAACGCGUUGCCUACGUAGUCAAACACAACAAGGAGAUCAGAGAGAUGGACAAGCAGAUCAGAGAACUAAUGAAGGCUGACACGAUCAACAAGCACAUGUGUGAGAGGAAUCGGGAGGAGCUGUGCGGUAAUGUGGAAGCAGAGAGGAAUAACAUCCGCCACCUCGAGGAGGAGAGGAACGGGCUGAGGAGACUUCUGGAGCAGGCAAAAAGGGAGCAGGAGGAACACAUGGCGAAAAUAAACUCUGGCAUCACCAGCACAAGGAGGCGCUACGAGGAGCUGCGCCAAGAGGAGGCCGCUCUCCAGCAGCGCCAGCCCAAGAGCACAGAUGCCGACCUGCUAAUGAACCAUGUGACCCAGUGUGCAGCGGAAUACAGACAAAUAGAGAUCCAACUCCAUCAGGAGAUUGAGCAGUGCACCGCAGAGACUGAGGGCAUCACACGGAGCACUGAGGAGAGGCAGAGGGUGGUGAAGGAGAAAGAGGAGAUGCUCGAGGAGGUGGAGGCAAGGUGGAAUGAGGAGCAAAGCCACCACCAGAUGCUGAAAACGCUGACCUCCGAGCUGAGGCAGAGGAGAGCUGAGUUGGAGCUGUCCGUCCAGGUGCUGAAGAAGAAAACCAUCUCUCUGCUUCAGCCCAAAGAAGAGAUGAAGGCAGAGCGGGAGGAAACGCGAGCACGUCACAUGGAUGUGCUGUCCAGACAGGCCUCAGAGCUGAGAGCUGUGGAACUGAGCAUCUAUGACACCAGUGUGAAACUGGAGCAGGUCAGAGUGGAGAACAGCAGGCUGCAUCUCUGCAUCAGACAGAUGACGGAGGACGUCAACAGGGUCAGGUGGAACAAAGACAGAUACUGGCAGGAGGUUCACCAGUUCAACCGGGACAAGCAGGCCUUGUUUGACACGUUACAGGAAGCAUGGAGGGAAGAUAUAGUGGUAACGGAGGACUGUCAGAGGAGUGAUGGUGUCCUGCUGGUGUGUAUGAAAACUCUGCUGAACCAUCUGAAGACUAGGAGACAGCAGCUUGGACAUGUCAACAUACUCCUACACCAGAAAAUGCUAGAAUUCAGCAAGAGACUGGGAGAUAAAACAUAUCUGACUUGACACAAGUUCUGUCACAAAUACUGUUGAGGGUUCACAUGAAUUCAGAUCCCCUUUAAAAUAAAGUAAAAACGUAUGAAAGAUCAGAGCAGCAGGAACAUACAGACAUCUGUUAAAUGUAUUGUUAAACAGUGCAGUGUCCACAGUGAACCUGGGCUGUUGGGUUGUUUGCUUGGCCUGUUUCCUGUGAAACUUUUAAGUGACCUGUAGUAUGGAGUCACAGGAAGUAAAGACCAUCUGCAGGACUCAGUCCAUAGAGCGUGAAGCUGUUCAGAUUUGGUGAGCCUUGGUACACAGAACCCUGAACUGGAGGGGCGGUUGUCUUUGCCGUUGUUGUGAAAGUGAUCAACAACAUAACAUUCAUACAGUCCCAGUGAUCGUUGCUACAGAGCGCUGGUCCUGGGUCCUUCACAAUACAUGGCAAGUGUGACGCUGCUAAGACAAUUGCUUCUCUCUCAAGAUAAGCCAAUCACUUACAGAUUUUGGGAUGUGUCAGCAGUAUGCUCGUACGGCAAACAUACGCAUAGAGGCAAAGUGGCUUCAUUGUUUUAACAGCUUGAGCCAUCAAUACCAUAUUAAGUUUAUUUUAUAAUGGCAAAUUACUUAUUUUUCUCUUUUGGCAUUUUGCCUUCAUUGCCUGCUGAUAUACGGUUUAAGGAGAGUACAAGGGGGUAGGCUCAGUGUGCAGCAGGGGUUCAAGCUUCAAACAUUCAACAUUGUGGUUCAGGAUUUAACUAUUUGGCCACUUAGAUGGGUCUGUAGUGGAAUUACAAACAUUUUAUAUAGUGAAUUGUUUAAUUUCUGGAUUUUCCCAAAAAACAUGUUGCAGGGUUAGGGUUAGGGUCACAGGUUAAAUUAUAUAAUUAAUGAUGAGUGACUCCCUUUCAAGUUGCUUCUGUUUCUCAGUCCUUAGGCCUUAAGUCUAAAAUAUAUUAAAAUACCAUGUGCUAGGUCUUAAAUAUCUUUUCUAAGAGAAAUGUUUGUUGACAUGCAUUAUCUGUAAUGUCUGUAUUGUAGCUCUUCUUCAACAAUACAAAUAUGAACAUAAAUAAAACCACAGACCCACGUGGAGCUUAUUACUGAUGGUCUACAAACACUCAGGUCAGUACUGAUCUCAGUGCACUCAAUCCUGAACAGAGGCCUUAAGUCAAAUAUUUGUGUUUUGGAUUCUCUCAUGACAAAUCCACCUUGAAGCAUUACUGUCAAAGUAAAAUGCUCACUUUCUGUGCAAUUGAUAAGCCAAAAACGUAUGUAUGAAGUAUAAAUGCAUAAUGGGGUUAAUACAAGUUAGACAUAAUAAGUACUUAUACACUUGUAUUAAGUCUUAAGUUACUAUUGUCAUCAUUGUUUCAAAGUCUUCUAACAUCAUGACACACACAUGUAGUCCUUCUCUUUGUGGCUUUAUUUCUCAUGCACGGUGUUUGACAGAUACAGCACCUCUUGUAGAUCUGUAGAGCGGCCAUAAACCAAAACCUAUGUAACUGUGUACAGUGAGAACAGAGGAAACAUUUAACCCUGAGACACAUGAGGUGUAAUGACAGAAGUGUUGUGUUUGAAAUGACUUACUGGUUUGUCAUCAUAUAUACGUAUAUGUGAUUUGAAUUACAAUUCUUUAUUGCAAUUGUCGUAGAAAUUUCAAGGACAGAGUUAUACAAUUAUCUUUCUAUAAGUUUAAUUCCUAAACAUCUGCAGAUGGGCCCAGGCCACACGUCACCUAGAGUGACGUGCAACCAUGAGCACAGAGCAUAGGAGAAUCAAUACAUUUAUACAUGAAAGACUCCUCCGAUAAG
Messenger RNA from Pleuronectes platessa (European plaice), 3995 nucleotides. RefSeq names its product coiled-coil domain containing 175 (gene ccdc175). The record is from RefSeq and is a predicted model, not a curated record. The transcript has a single exon. Lineage: Eukaryota; Metazoa; Chordata; Actinopteri; Pleuronectiformes; Pleuronectidae. Bases 1 to 2208 code for a protein of 735 amino acids.